Messenger RNA from Phacochoerus africanus (Common warthog), 354 nucleotides. Its product is annotated as 60S acidic ribosomal protein P1-like. The record is from RefSeq and is a predicted model, not a curated record. Gene Ontology annotation, cellular component: cytosolic large ribosomal subunit. Gene Ontology annotation, biological process: cytoplasmic translation. The transcript is spliced from 2 exons. The coding region runs from base 1 to 354 and encodes 117 amino acids. Gene Ontology annotation, molecular function: structural constituent of ribosome; ribonucleoprotein complex binding; protein kinase activator activity. Lineage: Eukaryota; Metazoa; Chordata; Mammalia; Artiodactyla; Suidae.
AUGCACCUUGAGAAUGCUCAAGACUGCCAGCAUUCAUCCACACCAUGCCCUCAUCCUGCACAACAAGAGGUGACAGUCACGGAAAAUAAGAUCAAUGCCCUCAUUAAAGCAGCAGGUAUAAAUGUUGACCCUUUCUGGCAAGGCUGGUUGCAAAGGCUCUGUCCAAGGUCAACAUUGGGAGCCUCAUCUGCAAUGUGGGGGCUUGUGGACCUGCCCCAGCAGCUGGUGCUGCACCACCAAGAGGCCCUCCCUCCAGCCACUACUGCUACCCCAGCUGAGGAGAAGAAAGUAGAAGCAAAGAAAGAAGAAUCUGAGGAAUCUGAUGAUGAUACGGACUUUGGUCUUUUUGACUAA